AAAAAAAAAAAAAUCUCAGUGCAGGCAGUUCAAAUGUUAAAAGAUUUCCACUUCAGAAUCAGAACCAGAACCAGAACCUGAACCUCUAAAGUUUUCCACAACUUUUUAACAGUUGCAUUAACUGAGUACUUUGCAACUAUACUAAUCCAAGAUCCAAUAUUUUUCCAAACACAUCCCUUUCUUAGUUUCAAACACUCAGCUUAAGCAAUAAACGACACCCACUCAUCAGAAAAAAACAUUCCCUUUCACAUACUCCCUCUCUGACUGUCCCUCUUCCCUGUUAUGGCAACUCUCUUCCUCUUCCUCCUCCUCGUCCUCCUCUCCCUUCAUUUCUCAAGUUCAGAGCCGUUUAUUGGAGUGAACUAUGGCCAAGUAGCUGACAACUUACCGCCACCAUCAGCCACCGCGAAGCUUCUACAAUCCACGUUGAUAGAGAAGGUUAGGCUAUACGGAGCGGAUCCAGCGAUCAUUACAGCUUUAGCCAACACCGGAAUUGGAAUCGUUAUUGGAGCUGGGAAUGGAGAUAUUCCAACUUUGGCCUCGGAUCCUAACUCAGCUGCUCAGUGGGUUAACUCCAAUGUUUUGCCUUUCUACCCUGCUAGCAACAUCAUUCUUAUCACUGUCGGCAAUGAGGUUUUGACUACAAAUGACCCGAACCUGAUAAACCAGCUUCUGCCGGCGCUGCAAAAUGUCCAAAAUGCCCUUAACGCGGCCUCGCUCGGUGGAAAGAUCAAGGUCUCAACGGUUCAUUCAAUGGCGGUGUUGUAUCAGUCGGACCCACCAUCUUCCGGGUUGUUUAUCCCGAGUUAUCAACCGGCAUUGAACGGCUUACUUCAGUUCCAGAAAGACAAUGGAUCCCCUUUUGCUAUUAAUCCGUACCCAUUUUUCGCUUAUCAAAGUGACCCGAGACCUGAAACGCUUGCCUUCUGCUUGUUUCAACCUAACGCGGGACGAGUUGACUCGGGAAACGGGAUCAAGUACAUGAACAUGUUCGAUGCACAGGUCGAUGCAGUGCAAUCUGCCUUGAGUGCUAUGGGGUUCAAGGAUGUUGAGAUUAUGGUUGCUGAGACAGGAUGGCCAUAUAGCGGGGACAGUAAUGAAGUUGGACCUAGCAUCGAGAAUGCCAAAGCCUAUAAUGGGAAUUUGAUUGCUCAUCUGAGAUCAAUGGUUGGGACUCCAUUGAUGCCUGGAAAAUCUGUGGAUACAUACCUCUUUGCACUUUACGAUGAGGACUUGAAACCAGGUCCUGGUUCUGAACGAGCAUUUGGACUUUUCAGGUCUGACCUUUCAAUAAUAUACGAUGUUGGGAUUUCAAAGAGUGAUCAGACUCCAUCGUCUCCACAAAAUCCAGUGGCUCCACAACCAAUACCAACUGCAAAUUGUUGGUGUGUGCCAAAGGCUGGUAUUUCUGAUACUGAAUUGCAAUCAAGUCUAGACUAUGCCUGUGGCCAAGGUAUUGACUGCAGUCCAAUCCAACCAGGAGGUGCCUGUUUGGAACCAAAUACCGUAGCAUCACAUGCUGCUUAUGCCAUGAACCUUUACUACCAGACUUCUGCCAAGAAUCCAUGGAAUUGUGACUUCUCGCAGACGGCAACACUAACAUCCCAAAAUCCUAGUUACAAUAAUUGCAUCUACCCUGGUGGGAGCACCUGAAAAGACAGAUGAAUGUGAUUUGAAAUUGAACCAAGAAAAUGAAUAGUUAAAUAAAGGUGGUGGGGACAUAUUUACCUUGUGGGUCUUAUUUCAUAGUUUUAACUGUAAAGUUCUUCUCCUUUGAUCUGGAUCAGUCCAGAUUUUUUUCUUUCUUAUAUUAUUUGAUCUAAUAAAGUAAAGGGUGGAAAAAAUUGUGUUGCUAAAACUUUAGUGGUUAAAAAUGGUGUCAUCCUUAAAUGUCUGUGUAUCAGGUUUUCUUUUUAUGCAUCCAAUGAUAUAUAAAAGUGUAUUAUUUAUAGUCAAUGAUUUUGGCAUUAUCUAUGCCCAAAUUGUAGAUUCAUGUCAAGCUUCAGCUGAUUUUCUUUACUUGUGUUGUUCAGAAUUUUCACUGAUUA
Molecule: messenger RNA, 2048 nt
Organism: Durio zibethinus
Lineage: Eukaryota; Viridiplantae; Streptophyta; Magnoliopsida; Malvales; Malvaceae
Product: glucan endo-1,3-beta-glucosidase 7-like
Biological process (GO): carbohydrate metabolic process
Molecular function (GO): hydrolase activity, hydrolyzing O-glycosyl compounds
Source: RefSeq, a predicted model, not a curated record